AAAAAAAAAAAAAAAAAGUAAAAGGAGAGAGAAGUCUUUCAGUACCCUUCCAAGGACAAAGUGAACGCUAACCCCUUCCCGUCUUCUUACGUCCGUCACCUGCGCGUAGAGGAAGAACGGAAGUGAAACUCAUUCGGCGAGAAUUCAGAUUUCAGAGCCAUGUCUCUUAAUCUUCGUCAGAAGCAAACCGAAUGCAUAGCCCGCAUGUUGAAUCUGAACCAACCGAUUAACGCAACAGGCACCACAAACGAAGAGGUGUACAAGAUACUGAUCUACGACAAGUUCUGCCAAAACAUUCUUUCCCCGUUGAUCCAUGUUAAGGACCUCCGCAAGCAUGGCGUAACCCUUUACUUUCUCAUUGACAAGGACCGAAAACCUGUCCAUGAUGUGCCUGCUGUCUAUUUCGUUCAACCUAAUCAAUCAAAUAUCCAGCGGAUCAUCGCUGAUGCAUCCCGCUCACUCUAUGAUAGUUUUCAUCUCAAUUUCUCGACCUCCAUUCCUCGUCCACUUCUCGAGGAUCUUGCAUCUGGGACUUUGAAUUCAGAUUCAAUUCGUCGGAUAUCCAAGGUGCAUGAUCAGUACUUGGAGUUCGUGACAUUGGAAGAUAAUUUGUUUUCCCUGGCUCAAAAGUCCACCUAUGUCCAAUUGAAUGAUCCUUCAGCUGGAGAUCGCGAAAUUGAGGAGAUUAUCGAGACGGUUGUUAGCGGUUUGUUCUGUGUUUUAGCUACGCUUGCUGUUGUGCCAAUCAUAAGGUGUCCACGCGGUGGUCCUGCAGAGAUGGUUGCAUCAGCAUUGGAUCAGAGAUUGCGAGACCAUAUGUUGGCAAAGAACAAUUUGUUUACAGAGGGCGGUAGUUUUGUUAGCUCCUUUCAGCGCCCAGUUUUGUGCAUAUUUGAUAGGAAUUUUGAGUUAUCAGUUGCUAUACAGCACGAUUUUCGUUACCGACCCCUUGUUCAUGAUGUUCUUGGAUUGAAGCUGAAUAGGUUAAGUGUGCAAGGAGAAAAAGGUGGGAUAAGAUCUUAUGAAUUGGAUAGUUCAGACUCAUUUUGGGUUGCAAAUGGAUCAUUAGAAUUUCCUGAAGUUGCAGUGGAGAUUGAGACCCAGCUGAGUAAGUAUAAGAAAGACGUGGAUGAGGUAAAUAAGAGGACUGGUGGAACUAGUGGUGCAGAAUUUGAUGGCACAGACUUGAUUGGUAACACAAAGCAUUUGAUGAAUGCUGUGAAUUCGCUGCCCGAGCUCACUGAAAGAAAACAGGUGAUUGAUAAGCACACAAACAUUGCUACUGUGUUGUUGGGUGAGAUCAAGGAGAGAUCAUUGGAUUCUUAUGCAAAAAAGGAAAAUGACAUGAUGAUUAGAGGGGGUGUUGAACGUAAUGAACUACUUGCUGUGCUCAGAGGGAAGGGGACAAAGAUUGAUAAGCUUCGCUUUGCCAUCAUGUAUCUAAUUUCUUCUGAAAGCAUUAAUCAGUCAGAAGUGGAAGCUGUGGAAACGGCACUGAGAGAAUCUGAGGUUGAUAUUGCUGCUUUUCUGUAUGUGAAGAAGAUCAAAUCAUUGAAUGUUUCAUUGGCAUCUGCAAAUUCUGCUAGCAGAAGUAAUAUUGUUGACUGGGCUGAGAAACUCUAUGGGCAGUCAAUUAGUGCAGUGACAGCUGGUGUCAAGAAUCUCUUAUCUAAUGACAGGCAGCUAGCGUUGACAAGGACAGUUGAAGCCUUGACUGAAGGGAGGCCUAAUCCUGAAGUAGAUUCAUACCUUGCUUUUGAUCCUCGUUCUCCUAAGUCUGGAUCAGCUGGCGGCAGCCAUUUGAAAGGACCAUUUAAGGAGGCAAUUGUGUUCAUGAUUGGCGGUGGUAAUUAUGUCGAGUAUGGCAGUCUACAAGAGCUUGCGCGGCGUCAGCAGCCUGUCAAGCACGUUAUAUAUGGAACAACAGAAAUUCUCACUGGUGAGGACUUCGUAGAGCAGCUAACAAUGUUGGGACAGAAGAUGGGUUUGGGUACUGCUGGAUCUUCAGCUCAAUAGUUCAAAGGAAAUUGUAUACCCAUUCCAGAAGGCCAAAUUGUUGAUGAACACAGACAUGGAGGUAAUGUACCAGCAAAGUCAAUAUUCAUUUCAUAUUCACUGUCUGAAAGGGAUUCAGGAUCUCAGGCAAUACAUUUCUUCCUUGUUGUAAAGGAAUUGGAUUGCAGCUUGCUGUCUUCCUAGUUUUGUGUAACAGCUGUUUAUGUGUCAUUUUUAUUUCAUUGAUUUUUGUCUGUUUCUUUUAAAUUUUCCGCCUUCUAAUGUGCAAUCCUGCAAGCAAGAGUAAUAUUAGAUGGUGCUUACGAAAGUUUACUUUGAA
Molecule: messenger RNA, 2335 nt
Organism: Prosopis cineraria
Lineage: Eukaryota; Viridiplantae; Streptophyta; Magnoliopsida; Fabales; Fabaceae
Product: SEC1 family transport protein SLY1
Exons: 2
Coding region: 160-2016 (618 amino acids)
Biological process (GO): endoplasmic reticulum to Golgi vesicle-mediated transport; intracellular protein transport
Cellular component (GO): cytosol; Golgi membrane
Molecular function (GO): syntaxin binding
Source: RefSeq, a predicted model, not a curated record